AUGUCCGUUAUUCGUAUUGGUAACUAUCGAUUGGGUAAGACACUGGGAGAAGGUUCUUUCGGUAAAGUAAAAUUGGCCGAACAUGAAAGCACUGGACACAAAGUGGCAGUCAAAAUUCUCAACAGACAGAAAAUUCAAAGUUCAAAGAUGGAUAAGAAGAUUAGAAGAGAAAUCAAAAUUUUGAAAUUGUUCAGACACCCACACAUUAUUCGUCUUUAUGAAGUCAUUGAAACAAGCACUGAAAUCUUUCUAGUAAUGGAACACGUCGGAGGUGGUGAAUUGUUUGAUUAUAUUGUAAAGAGAGGAAGAUUAUCUGAAUCGGAAGCUAGAAAGUUCUUCCAACAAAUUAUUUCUGGUGUUGAAUAUUGCCAUCGUUAUAUGGUUGUUCACAGAGAUUUGAAACCUGAAAAUCUUUUACUUGACAAUGAUUUCCAAGUCAAAAUUGCUGACUUUGGUUUGAGUAAUAUUAUGCAUGAUGGUGCUUUUUUAAAGACAUCUUGCGGAUCUCCAAACUAUGCUGCUCCAGAAGUUAUUACUGGUAAAUUAUAUGCUGGACCAGAAGUUGAUGUUUGGAGUUGUGGUGUAAUUUUAUAUGCUCUCCUCUGUGGUAAAUUGCCAUUUGAUGAAGAUAAUAUUCCAACUCUCUUCAAAAAGAUUAAGGAAUGUUCUUAUACCAUUCCUUCACAUGUAUCUCAAGAAGCUAAGGAUUUAAUUCAAAAGAUUUUGGUUGUUGAUCCUGUUCAACGUGCCACAAUUUCCGAUAUCAGAAAGCAUCCGUGGUUUGUAAAGGAUCUCCCUGAUUAUUUGAAAAUUCCACCAUCCAACUUUGGUCACGCUAGUGAAAAUAUCAAUAUUGAUGAAGGUGUUGUUCAUGAAGCCCUUCUUAAAAUUUCUGAUAAGAAAACCAUUACUGAAGAAGAAAUGGAAGAAGCUAUUAAUGAUAUCUCUGAUGGUAAAAUGAAUCGUGUAACUGUAGCAUAUUAUUUAAUUCUUGACCAUAAGAUGAAG
This is a messenger RNA of Naegleria gruberi, 1008 nucleotides long. RefSeq lists its product as uncharacterized. The annotation marks the transcript as partial. Gene Ontology annotation, cellular component: cytoplasm. Gene Ontology annotation, biological process: intracellular signal transduction; protein phosphorylation. Gene Ontology annotation, molecular function: protein serine/threonine kinase activity; ATP binding. NCBI's taxonomy places the organism in Eukaryota, Heterolobosea, Eutetramitea, Acrasida, Naegleriidae. The transcript has 3 exons. The record is from RefSeq and is a predicted model, not a curated record.